Engraulis encrasicolus (European anchovy) is the source of this 2885-nucleotide messenger RNA. It is a transcript of the gene nudt18, whose product is annotated as nudix (nucleoside diphosphate linked moiety X)-type motif 18. Gene Ontology annotation, molecular function: 8-oxo-dGDP phosphatase activity; magnesium ion binding; 8-oxo-GDP phosphatase activity. Bases 221 to 1543 code for a protein of 440 amino acids. NCBI's taxonomy places the organism in Eukaryota, Metazoa, Chordata, Actinopteri, Clupeiformes, Engraulidae. The record is from RefSeq and is a predicted model, not a curated record. The transcript is spliced from 4 exons.
UGUCAAGGAGUGUGUUUUGUUGUUAUUCGUGGCGCUGUCAAACGGAGGGAUAACCAGAGCGGGGGAUAACGCUAUCUUUGGUCUGACUGCCUGCACGGUAGACUAAUCAACCGCCUUGGAAAAGCUGUCUCUGGUGGGGGUGCGCACCUGACUUUGCCCUCUGCAUUGCAGCAUUUGCCCGAAUUCAGGGAGUUGACGCUUGUGGAAUGAAUGGUACAAAAUGGGCUCGGCAACACUCAACUUGGAACAGCACGUGAAUAACAUUCUGAACGGCGAAGGGAUGGAGGUGACAGCCAUCGAUUCCGCUCCAGAGCCACUAAAAGCAGUGGUCGUGAGGAAAACGGUUUGCUACAUUGUAAGCGCACUUAUCUUUAAUUCAAAGAAGGAACUCCUCAUGGUGCAGGAGGCCAAGCCGGAGUGUUAUGGGCGCUGGUACUUGCCAGCGGGCCGCAUGGAGGAAGGGGAGAGCAUCGAGGAGGCGGUGAAGAGAGAGGUGCGGGAGGAGGCCGGCUUCGAGUGUCAGCCAAUCACGCUCGUCCAGGUGCAGGAGCAGGGCCCACAGUGGGUCCGAUUCGCCUUUGUGGCUGAAAUCACAGGAGGGACGUUGAAGACCGAAGGCCAGGCUGACGCCGAGUCCCUGCAGGCGUGCUGGUGGGACCGGGAGUCCGACCUGCCCCUGCGCGGCCGUGACAUCCUGCCCCUCAUCGAGAUGGGCCUGCGCUACGUCGAGAAGCCCCGGUUCGCCCCCAUGCUGCCCCUGGACCUCCCGUGCCCCGUGGUGUGCCAGCGCCUCGUCCUCACCUUCGCCUCGGGCAUCUACGUCUGGAUCCUGGUGGGCAACGGUGCCCGGGGGCCCAUCGCGAUCAGCAGCGUGCGCGAGGAGCAGAAGAGCAGGAAGGCCCCCCCCUUGGCCACGGCCAACAGCCGAGGCUCCGAGAGCGAGGUGCAGGGGGUGAGCGAUGCGCUAAGGGGCUGCAACAGCGUGGCAGGCAGCAUGCAACGGGGUAACGUCAUACAAAGGGGCAACAGCUGCGAGGCAGGCAGCAGCAGCUUGCAGAGGGCCAACAGCGUGCAGAGGGGCAACAGCUGCGAGGCAGGCGGCAUACAAAGGGGCAACAGCUGCGAGGCCGAGGCGGCGCUGGACGACCUCGACGUCCACCUGCCGGUGUCCCUGUCCACCAAGACGCACACGGUGACGUGGGCCGCCCACCGGCUGGUGCAGGAGAGCAUGCCCUCCUGCUACUACGACCUGGACAUCAACACGCACGGCCUGCUGGGAGUGCAGCACUGCGGCCGCCAGCCGGGCAAGACGGACGGCCUGGUCUUCAACACGCUGGUGUCCAUCACACUGGAGCGGAGGGGCAGCGGAGGAGGGUUGGGGCUAGGGGGGGAGGCGGCUGGGGGAGGGGGCGGUCUGCCGUCGCCCCCUGCGGUGGAGACGGGGCCGUACCGCUGGCAUAAAGUGGACAGCACGUCCCUCAGGGACGACAUCCUGCGCAGGAUACGGCAGGGGUCGACGGUGCCCAUCCUCAGCUUGUACUGAAGAGCUGGUGGUGAAUGGGGGUCGAGACUGAUGGAAGAGAAAGGGUCUGGACUGGAGGGCUUCGACGUUCAGGCACUCUGAGACUGCUGUUGUAGGGCUUUUUGGCAAAUCGUCUCUUUUCGUUGGUGCCCUUUGGUAUGACAUGGAAGGUGUUUAGAUGAACAAUCUAAAGCACUCUGUGACUGUUGUUGGGGAGAGACUGGUGGCUGAAUCUUGGACUUACAAUAUAGUGAUUUGUGGGAUGAAAAUGCCUCCUCUAUGGAUAUUCCAGGCCUUGCGGUUUGACUAAUCAGCGCAUGGUGUGCAUGCGUGUAUGUGAAACGGAACGCACACAAGAAACUAUGCAAAAAAGCAUCCACUUACUACUUGAUGUACGAGUUGACAGACAAAAAUUAUCCAAGCCAUAUCAGGAACUGUCUUCCUCCAUGCACUGGCUCCCGCUGAUGAUGCUGAUGAAGGGAGUGAAGAUGGCUUUGUAGGAUACAGGGUAUGAAGGUUAAUCAGUGAGAAGGGGUGCAUUUCUUGAAACCAUACUUGCUAACAACAUUAGCUACUUCGUUGCUUUGCUUGCAAUGCAAUUUCCCAUUGCCAACUACCCAAGUUGCUAACUGGCUAACAACGACGCUUUUGAGAAAUGCACCCCAGGGGAGUAUGCCAAGAACCUGGUUAAGUAGUAGUACAGAUUAAAUUCAUCUUGAGGUAGUGGUAAAUCACCUAAUACAAGACUCUGGAGUCCUUGUUUUCCCGAACUAAUCGACACCUGUGGGGUGUCCAUUAGCAGAUUUACCACUUCAUGCAGUUUAACCUAGCCGGGUUAUCAUCACUUAGCCACUCAUCACUUCCUGGAAUACUCCCCAGAUGUGACAGGCGAUAUUGAGAUUUGUUGUUGUGAGAUUGAUUAAGGAAAGUUUAUCCGUAUGCUGAGAUUACUAUUGCUGGGCGUUAGUGGGCCACAUGCGCAUAGUGCCGGAUGCUGAGGCAGUCUUUGUGGCUGUAUGUGUUUUUGGAAUACUUGAAAUACCUGACAAUGAGGAGGAACUGUCUAGACACAGUCGAUGUGAGUAGUGCAUGGGAAAGCAAUACUUUCACAUCUUGUCAACUCUGGUGUGAUAUUACUCACUUCACUUCUUACUUGAGAAUUACUCGUAACAAUCACUUCACUUGUGCCCAAAUAUUGCCAAUAUGACAAUUUCAUGUAUGGGGAUACUGUAAACACAAACAUGUAAAUCAGUUUGUGCGUGUAUGCACCACUGUAACAGACAUUUGAGAAAGGUUAACUUCAGAAAAGGUACAACAAACUGUAUUUUGUGGUAUUAAAAUGUUUUGUGGCAAACAGAGAUAA